Molecule: messenger RNA, 3060 nt
Organism: Mugil cephalus (flathead mullet)
Lineage: Eukaryota; Metazoa; Chordata; Actinopteri; Mugiliformes; Mugilidae
Exons: 19
Coding region: 677-2782 (701 amino acids)
Molecular function (GO): kinase activity; pseudouridylate synthase activity
Source: RefSeq, a predicted model, not a curated record
CCGAUGGACAAUAUCCAAGUUGCGCUUUCUAGAAAAAAAAUGCUGCCAUUACAGUAAUGAUGACGCACCGCUGCUGUCGGCUGCAGGUUGAAGAGCAAGGAUCGCGGAGCACCAGGAAGAGAGAGUUGUUUGGAGGAAUUUGUUGGUAAAAACAAAGUUAGUUAUACCCUGACGAACUAAUAGUGCCAUGACGUAAACAACACAUCAUGGCUCAAAAUAAAAGCAACACAGUCGUAUUGCAUGCACAGUUCAUCUGUGCUCAUGACUGACGUACCGCGGGCGGACGGGAAUGCCCAAAGGGCCGUAUGCGGCCCGCGGGCCGUGAAAUGCCCAGGUCCGUUAUAGAUGAAAGACAGAUUUGUACUGAGUUGCACACGGCUGCCUAAAAUGUUUUGCUUAUUGUUAAAACAAAUUCAUUACUGAAAGUGUAAUACAUGUCAGCUAACAGCCUUUAGCGCAUUAAUGCAGUGGAGCUGGAGACAAAUACGAGUCCCCUCCCCUGGAAUUUGGGGUGUCAGUGUGCGAGAGCGGCCUCAAAAGGGGGAGAGGGUGGUGGGAAUUUGACCCAACUAAGUGGGGCAAAGAAAAUCCUUACAAUGGCUGAAUGGGAGUUGCGCCUUGUAGAAGCAGAAAGUGCACUGCUUGAGAACCUAUAUGAGAGUCGCCCGAAAAAAGAAUGAUCACACUGAAAAGAGCCUCUGCACUCAUCCUGAGAAGAGGAGUCACAACUUACCAGAGGACUUUAUGUAGAAAAGAUGGUCUCUUCAGAGUUCACCCAUCUGUGUCGCAGGCCUUGGCAGAAAACAAACCAGUGGUUGCACUCGAGAGCACUAUAAUCACACAUGGCAUGCCCUAUCCACACAACCUGAGUACGGCAAAGGAGGUGGAGGCCAUCGUGCGAGCUGAGGGAGCCACUCCAGCCACGGUCGGCGUGAUAGAUGGUGAAGUCCGCGUUGGGCUGUCACCAGAGGAGCUGGACCACCUUGCCCAGUGCAAGAGCUCCCUGAAGGUGUCACGACGCGACCUGCCCUAUGUCAUCAGCAAAGGCCUCUCUGGAGGAACAACGGUGUCGGGAACUAUGAUCGCAGCACACAGAGCUGGGAUCCCUGUCUUUGUCACGGGAGGCAUUGGAGGAGUUCACAGAGACGGAGAGAACAGUCUGGACAUCAGCGCAGAUCUGACAGAGCUCGGCAGGACUCCCAUCGCUGUGGUUUCUGCUGGGGUCAAGUCUAUUCUAGACAUAGGUCGCACCCUGGAGUUCCUUGAGACACAAGGUGUCUGUGUAGCCACGUAUGGAGCGUCCAAGAAUUUUCCAGCUUUCUUCUCUCCCCAAAGUGGAUUCGCUUCUGCGUACAACGUCUGCGACCCCGAAGAAGCCGCAAAACUAAUUGAGAGUACUUUGACCCUUGGUCUUCAAAGUGGUGUCCUGUUAGCAGUGCCCAUCCCUGAGGAGCAAGCAGCAGCAGGUCGGCAGAUAGAGGAAGCCAUACAGGCGGCAGUGACAGAGGCGAGUGAUAAAGGUGUCACAGGAAGAGAUGUGACACCAUUCAUUCUUCAGAAGGUCAAUGAGCUGACUCAAGGAAAGUCCCUCCAGGCCAACAUUGCUCUCAUUCACAACAACGCUAAAGUUGGCAGUCAGAUUGCCUGUGCACUGUCAAAGCAGAAGAAUGAGAGAAUAUUAAAAAGCAGAUCUCAUCCUCCUGGAAAACUCUCAGCGGACUCACAACCAGAUAUUAUCGUUGUGGGAGGAACAAAUGUUGAUUUUAUCGCCAAAGGAAAAACAAAAACGCUCCACUUUGGACAUACCAACCCAGGAAGUGUCUGUCAGUCCUUCGGUGGUGUGGGACGGAACAUCGCUGACUCUCUGAGUAGAUUACGACAGACGCCUCUGUUCAUCUCAGCUGUUGGAACUGAUACAAACAGCGAUGCAGUGUUGAACUACUGUAAACAUAUGAACACAAGUGCUGUGGCCAGACUAGAGGAUCAAAGCACAGCCACCUACUGUGCUGUUAUCACUGAGAGCGGAGAACUGAGCCUCGGACUGGGGGACAUGGACAUUCAUCGUCACAUCACGGAGCAUUACGUGUCACAGUUUGAGAAGCAGCUCUCAUCCGCCACUCUCGUGUGUCUCGAUGGAAACAUCCCCGUCUCCACCAUCAACUAUGUUUGUUCUGUUGCCAAAAACCACAACGUAAAUGUGUGGUAUGAACCGACGAGUGUAGAAAAGGUAGGUAAGCCUUUCUUGUCAGACGCCUGGAAGUCUCUAUCCUAUUCAUCCCCAAACCUGGCAGAGUUGUGCACUAUGAAUAAAACGCUGGGCAUCAAGACACCUGAAGUGCUGCCAAGCACUCUUGAUGAGAUGCUGCGCGUUGCUGUGACUCUCUCACGCCCCCUCCUGGAGCAUCUUCAUUGCCUGGUGGUGACUCUUGGCGCUGACGGUGUGUUGCUGUGCGGCGAGCACGACGCAGGCACAGUCAGCCUGCAGCCAAGAAAACAAAAGAAGAAGAGACAGCUUUGUGCUCUACACUACCCAGCGCUGGCUGUAACUCCAGAGGAGACAAUGAAUGUGUCAGGAGCAGGAGAUAGUCUUGCAGGUGCCUUAAUGGCAGGGAUUCUCCAGGGGAAAGACACGGACAGCUGCGUUCGAAUGGGACUCUUAGCUGCGAAGACGUCUCUGGCAUCGCCACAUCCUAUUUCCCCAACACUGACUUUAGACUCUGUGGAUCCCCACAAAAUCCAGACUCAGACCUGGCCCAGACCACGCUUUAUGUGGAUAGAAUGAAAUUUAAAUAUUUGCCUUUUGUUUGACUUUCAACUAUUUGAUGAUUUUCAGAUUUGACAUUUGUGAUUUGAUCCUGUGUAAUAUUUUGUCUAAAUAAAUGAAACUUAAAGUUAUGACAUAUUUCACAAUCCCAUUAAAUCCAAUUUUAUUUGAUGUUUUAUAUUAUUCUAUAGCAAUUGAUUUCUUGGCGAAAUACACAAAGUGGCCUUGUCUUGAAUGUUAUUUGACAUAGUAACUCAAAUCCUUGUAAAUAAAGAAAGUAAAAUUACAAAUUCUAA